AUGCCUUCACACGCGCGAGGUACGCUGGUCGAGGAGCUACGAGUACGGCUCUGCCGGUGCCACUGCGAAGACCGAGUUGUUUCGACCGAGACCUGGACGCUCCUGUUCGUGGAGGAGCCCGACCGCUACUUCGGCAAUGUGUGCGAACUGGACACCAUCUUCAACCCCCACAAGGCGUAUUACAUUCAGAACGAGCUGUUCACCGCCUACUCCCGGCAGGAGUGUAGCAAGGAGGCGAUCUUGCGCAUCUGCGCCCACCUAAGCUACUCGACUCCACAGCGAAUGUCCAAGCGCGAUGCCGAAGGCACGACGGUGGAAACAAGCGGCAGGGAGGACGCCAAGAGCACGACAGGGACAGCGGGGUGUGGCAAGACUCCAAGAACGACAGAUACAACGGCGGCUUGA
Messenger RNA from Phytophthora sojae, 405 nucleotides. RefSeq lists its product as hypothetical. The transcript is spliced from 4 exons. The coding region runs from base 1 to 405 and encodes 134 amino acids. Gene Ontology annotation, cellular component: intracellular membrane-bounded organelle. Gene Ontology annotation, biological process: vesicle-mediated transport; protein transport. Lineage: Eukaryota; Oomycota; Peronosporomycetes; Peronosporales; Peronosporaceae. The record is from RefSeq and is a predicted model, not a curated record.